AUGGUGUUAAUUGUGAUUCAUAACCCGAGCCAGCAAUUCUGUAGGACUGUGCUAGUCUCGCAAGCUACCUCAUCUCGGGGCCCCUAUCUCAUAUGGCAGGCAUUUCCACAGAAGGUAUCCUGGCAGCGGUUCCUAUGGACUCUUGACUUACUCGUAAGUCUGAGAGGUAUCGGGUGGAAUUACCGCCAGGGCAGCUAUGAUCUUCCCUUGCCUAUCAAUAACGCCAUGAAUGAGGCGUGUUCAACUGUACGUGGUCCAGAAAUAACAGCGAAAGGAGGAAAACCGAAAGCAGCGGCCCUGUUAAUGUCCAACGGAUAUAUCCGUAAGGUGUUGGCCCGUUUAACUCUCGAAGUCCUCUGGGUCUAUUUUUGUCAGACCAAUGCUUUCCCGCAAAUCAAGUCGUACUAUUCAAGCGAGACCAAGGAUGUUAAGAAAGACCUAUUUUACGAUUUCCUGAUACGAUCCUGGGCAAUGUUUACUUCUCUCACGACGACUAUGGCUUCGAUAGAUAUGUUCAACACUAGUUUGAUUAUCCUAACCUCGUUAUGCGAUGUCUCGCCAUAUAUUGGGCUAUACGGUGUCCCGUGGGCGUACCCCAGUCCUUGGGGUUCUCUAAGUGCCAUUCUUAGAAAAGGAAUUGUUGGUAAGCACUACUAA
Messenger RNA from Aspergillus caelatus, 657 nucleotides. RefSeq lists its product as uncharacterized. Lineage: Eukaryota; Fungi; Ascomycota; Eurotiomycetes; Eurotiales; Aspergillaceae. Bases 1 to 657 code for a protein of 218 amino acids. The record is from RefSeq and is a predicted model, not a curated record. The transcript has a single exon.